Molecule: messenger RNA, 1725 nt
Organism: Rhipicephalus sanguineus (brown dog tick)
Lineage: Eukaryota; Metazoa; Arthropoda; Arachnida; Ixodida; Ixodidae
Product: cytochrome P450 3A6
Exons: 5
Coding region: 1-1725 (574 amino acids)
Molecular function (GO): monooxygenase activity; oxidoreductase activity, acting on paired donors, with incorporation or reduction of molecular oxygen; iron ion binding
Source: RefSeq, a predicted model, not a curated record
AUGCUGGUGAUGCAAGAGUGGAUCGCAAAGUAUGGGAAAGUAUUCGGCAUCUACAUGGGUGACAAACCUCAUAUGGUCAUCACGGACACCGAUAUGAUCAAGGAGUGCUUCAUCAAGCCAUCGAAGGUUUUCCAGGACCGGCCUAUGUUCUUCAUCGACGCUGAACCGUUUUCUAGCGCGCUCACUUUCUUAAAAGCAAGACAGUCGUCAGCGAGACCUACGACUUCGAUGAUGCAGCCGAUGGCGCCCCGCCGGAGUCACCAUCGGCAGCUUUCCAUGCCGGGUGCCAGCGUGACCGAGAACUUCGACCACAACGACAAAGUCGAUUUCACCCGCCAGAGAGACAAGUGGCGAGAACUCAGAUCGCUGUUCAACACGUGCUUCACGGCUAGCAAGGUGAAGGACCUCUUUAGCGCAGUCGACGCGUGCACAACUGAGUUCGUGAAGAAGAUGGAAGUCCUCUGCCGAAGCGGGGACCCUAUCGACGUGUAUCACAACGCGCACUGCCUAACACUGGACACCCUGGCGAAGACGGUGUUAACAUGGCAGGUGAACUUCCAGAUGGACGAGGAUAACCCCACCGUCACUCGACUGUGCACGGUGUUCCAGCAAAUGGACGAUACGGCAAUCGAGAGCGUGUUUGCGUUUCCGUUAUUGCGCGCUGCGCUCCGCUGCGUGUAUCCGUUCACAGACUUCUGCAAGAGCAUGGACAAAGUCUCGAAGGAUGUGCUCGAAGUUCUCAACUGGCGAAGGGGUCCCAGUGCGCCACGAGAGACAGAUGUGCUUCAGUACCUGAUCGACCUCCAAACGACUGACGACGGUGCCACGGAAAAAACGAGGAGAUACGCCCGUGCCCUCAACGACAGCACCCUUCUGGCUAACCUCAUCAUGCUGUUGGCCGUGGGCUUCGAUAGCACCUCCUCUUCGCUGGCCUUCUUGCUCUAUUUGUUGGCGAAACACCCCGAGGAACAAGAGAAGCUUCGUGCCGAAGUGCUGGCAAAAAUGGAAAGCCUGAAAGAUGCGAAAGGAGACAGCAACAACAGGCACCAGAGAGCACCAUCAGAACAGCAGGCACCAGAUAACAUUAAAACGCUUCCCGAGCACGACCCUUCUUCUAAAGACGAAACGUACAAAACACACAGAAGGACGUCAAGCCAAAUAGAUCCCAAGGUGAUCGACGUAACACAGCUGGAUGACAAGGUCGCGGGGCCCUGCGACCUUCAAGAACAACCCUUGAACUUUAGCCUAGAAGCGGACGACAUACUGAACCUCGAACGCCUGGACAUGGUAGUGCGCGAGGGCCUACGGCUGUACCCGGCACUACCUGUAAUGAUCCUGCGCGAAUGUGCCCAGGACACCACCGUUCUGGGUCAGUUCAUUCCUCGCGGAACAACGCUCGUCGCUCCGCCGUGGCACAUUCACAGGGAUCCGAACAUAUGGCAGAAUCCGGACGAGUUCAUCCCCGACAGGUUCGUCAACCAGAGCGCCAUCUCUUCCACUUACUUCCCCUUUGGACUCGGAUCCCACGUUUGCCUCGGCCAGAGGCUAGCUAUGUUGAUGAUGAAGACUGUUCUGUACAAAACCGUCUGCGAGUUUGAGCUGAGCUUGAACGCGGAAGAUUCGGGACCUUUGAAAUUGAAAGUACCGGGCCUGUUGCUGAAUCCUGUUGGUGCCUUGCGGGUCAAUUUUAGGCCUAGGUCAGCUGCAUGCGGAAGGUCGCUAUGA